GGUCUGCUCCUCUUUCAACGCAUUCCUCAUUCAACCUAAGAUUUAAAACAGUUUGUCUUCCAUCCAAAAAAACUGUCUCUCACCCAUGACCACCAUGAUCUUCACUGCUUAUCAGUUCCCAGAUUCAUCCCAUCCAUGUUCUAACAUACAUAUUUUAAGAUAUUACAACUUCCAAUACUUAGACGCUAUAAAUACACCCAAGAAAUCUUUCGUCUCAAGUAUUGUUGGUUCCGGCUACGCGAUGGAGUUGGCUUUGACGGCGAGAAGGUUCUCUGAUUUGUAGGUAAAACAGUUGGGCCUGUUUUCGAGUUUUUCAUUUUGCAACAUAUGAAGGCGUUAAGGAACUUGCUUGGGGUUUGUUUCUUUUUCUUACUCUCGGUUUUUAAUUCACGUGUGUUAGAUAAUUCAAUAUUUUCUUUGCAUGUUUCAAUUUUCAAGUGGUUUGAUGAAUUUUCUGUACAAAUUAUUUGAAUCAAUUCUUAACUUUACUUUAUAUCAAUGGAUGAAAACAUAUUUCUGGUUGUAACUUCUGUGUUGAUAUGUUGAUGAUUUGAUUUGAUCAUUUUCCCUUUCUGAAUCACAUCUUGUCGAUUAAUUAUAGCUAAGAUCAGUAAGGUGAUUCAAUAGAUAUGUAAUGUUUAUGUGUGUAUUUGUAUAUGUAUUCCAAGUGUUUGACAAUAUGUUCGACCCAUGAGAAUUUCUAGGAGUUGGGUGUGUUUGAUAACCGAUGGCUUCAUUGAGUUUGGAUAGCCAUAUCGUUUUAAUAAUAGUUGUUGACUUUUUUGGUUGAAAUGAUGAAAGAGUUGUUGGAACGAUGGGAAAAGACGCAAAGGCGAGAGGGAAGGGUAAGGGAAAGCAGGCUGCAAGUGGAAGUGAUGAGAAUGCUUCUAAGGGAAAAGGAGAAUGUGGGAAAGCUGCAGAUGGGCUUGGUACUUGUACCUAUGUCAAAGGCAUGUCUUAUGUGAGAAACAAGGUAAGAUUAAUGAAGCCUACAAGAAGUUGCAGGAUGGUUGGCUUAGCAACGGAGAUAAGGUUCCUCCGAAAGAAUUUGCAAAGGCUGCUUGUAAAUCUUUUCCUGAUGAUCAAGAGGCCCCCAAAGCUAUUAAUCUUUUGUAUGAUUCAACUUUGGUUUGGAGUGGAUUAAGGCCUGAUAAUCCAGCACAACUUGGAGGGAAGAUAUACGAGAUGAUGGAUAAAUGGUCAUCUUGAACUUAGUUUGAGUCAAGUAAAUGGUCAUGUUGAACUUAGUUUGGUCUAUAAACAGUAGAAGCUGAAGUGGUCGAGCCAACUGAAGCUGGCAUUCAAGAUUUCACUUCUUUCUCUUUCUUCAAAGUUAUAUAUUUGAACAACAAUAUUGUUUGUAUUUUAUAGAUAUGUUUAGUAACUUUCAAUGUAAUGCCAAUCUCGUGUAAUUCACAAGGUAUUGGCUGGCUUGACAUUAGUUAAGCUUAUUCAUUGUCGCUAUUAUUUUAAA
Molecule: messenger RNA, 1474 nt
Organism: Vicia villosa (hairy vetch)
Lineage: Eukaryota; Viridiplantae; Streptophyta; Magnoliopsida; Fabales; Fabaceae
Exons: 4
Coding region: 904-1209 (101 amino acids)
Biological process (GO): protein folding; rRNA processing
Molecular function (GO): DNA binding; peptidyl-prolyl cis-trans isomerase activity; ATP binding
Source: RefSeq, a predicted model, not a curated record